Sardina pilchardus (European sardine) is the source of this 4227-nucleotide messenger RNA. It is a transcript of the gene arrdc3b, whose product is annotated as arrestin domain containing 3b. The transcript is spliced from 8 exons. Gene Ontology annotation, cellular component: cytoplasm. NCBI's taxonomy places the organism in Eukaryota, Metazoa, Chordata, Actinopteri, Clupeiformes, Clupeidae. Bases 251 to 1492 code for a protein of 413 amino acids. Gene Ontology annotation, biological process: protein transport. The record is from RefSeq and is a predicted model, not a curated record.
ACCCUAGUGUAAGCCCGUCUGUGAACAGAGACUACUGAGACUAGACGCGUAGAUAACAGCUAUCCAAGCUGUUAGGAAAGCCUUGAAAACUAAAUGACUUGCCAUAGAUUAUAGCACUGAUCCUGCCUGCAGCCUCCCUGCAUGGCAAACUUACUGGUCAGUGUUUGAAAGAUCACGCUAAUGUGGUAGUAGUGAGGUCUGAGUUUUUUUUUUAAGAUCUGAAUUACUGUUAAGGUAAUUUCUUACCACCAUGGUGCUCGGAAAGGUGAAGAGCUUCUUUGUGAGCUACGACUGUCUUAAUGACAGCAAUGUCCCCGUUUUCGCCAGUGGGGACUCGGUGUCAGGGAGAGUUAUCAUCGAGGUCACCGGAGAAAUUCGGGUGAAAUCCUUGAACAUCCACGCCAAAGGACUGGCUAAAGUUCGAUGGACUGAAUCUCGUAAUGCUGGAUCCAACACUGCCUAUACGCAAAAUUACACCGAAGAAGUGGAGUAUUUAAACCACAGAGAUAUCCUAAUUGGACACGAUCGAGAUGAUGAGAACCCUGAAGAAGGACUGACAACCCUUCACACCGGAAGACACGAGUACCCGUUCAGCUUCGAACUCCCUCAAACGGCUCUGGCCACCUCUUUCGAGGGGAAGCACGGUAGCGUGCGCUACUGGGUGAAGGCUGAACUGCACAGGCCGUGGUUGCUGCCCAUGAAGGUGAAGAAGGAGUUCACUGUCUUCGAGCACAUCGACAUCAACACUCCACUCCUGCUGUCUCCCCAGGCAGGCACCAAGGACAAGACUCUGUGCUGCUGGUUCUGCACUUCUGGUCCCAUCUCCCUAAGUGCCAAAAUCGAGAGGAGAGGCUACACUCCUGGCGAGUCGAUCCAGAUCUUCGCCGAGAUCGAGAACUGCUCGUCUCGUGUGGUCGUGCCAAAGGCAGCCAUCUACCAAACCCAGACCUUCUAUGCCAAAGGGAAAGUGAAGGAGAUCAAGCAGCUGAUCGCCAACCUGCGUGGAGAGCCUCUGCCCAGCGGGAAGACCGACACCUGGAACGGCAAGAUGCUCAAGAUCCCGCCCGUCUCACCCUCCAUCCUGGACUGCAGCAUCAUCCGGGUGGAGUACUCGCUCAUGGUGUACGUGGACAUCCCGAGAGCCAUCAACCUGUCGCUGAGCCUCCCGCUGGUCAUCGGGACCAUCCCCCUGCACCCGUUUGGCAGCCGCACGUCCUCCGUCAGCAGCCAGUGCAGCAUGGCCAUGAGCUGGCUGGGCAUGGCACUGCCCGAGAGACCAGAAGCUCCCCCCAGCUACUCGGAGUGUAUCAGCCAAGAGCAGAGGCCGAGCCUGGACCUCACGGCGGCGCGCGAGGACCUGGAGGGUCCGCUGUUCGCCUACAUCCAGGAGUUCCGCUUUCAGCCACCGCCGCUGUACUCUGAGAUUGACCCCAAUCCAGAGCCCGGCAGCUGGACCGAGGAGAGGCGUCCGGACUCGUGUCCGUCUCGCUGAAGCGUCCCCUGCCGCCUGUCCAGUGCUGUCAGGCUGUUUUUCCUCCUCGAGACUACGACGCCUCCUCCUCCACCUCCUCCACCUCCACCCCCCGAGCGAGCCCAGCGCGGGCUCAGGGGGCCUCAGAGACCCUGCAGGAGAGGAGACCAGAGCUUCCCCUGCAGAGGCAGCCCAGGAGUCUCCACCCAACCCGAACAAGCCUAUCUUGCCCAAGCCGAACUCGAACCGAAACCUGAACCCAAGGCCCGGGCACCGGGAACCACCACAACCCCGGCCCCUUGGGCCUCCGCUCGGCCAACCCGGCUGGCACCUGAUUAGGCACCUGCUUGCCCAACGGAGGGGACUACCCACUGAUGGUUUAAACUGUGGCACACGCGGAACGACAUAUUAUUACUAUUACUUUACUAUUCAACAUUUUUUUUUGUUGUUGUUGUUGCCUGAGCAAAAACUGAAAGAGAAAAAAACUGUGCCCUUGUCUCCUCCCUCCCUCCUGUUCUCCCGCGUGGUCCUCUCCAGAUCGCCACGGACAACCACCAGGCCUGCGUCGCGAUGCGUUGCGUUGCGCAGGGCAACAAGGGUUGGAGACACUCCUCCUGCCUCUGAGAAACGAUUUUGCACAUCUUGAGUUGUUUUUUUUUUCUUUCUCUUUUUGUUGUCAACGUUGUUGUUGUUAUUGUUGUUUAGCAGCAGGGUUUGUUGUGGUUCACUCCUAAAGCGCCACCAGUUAGUGCAUCCAGCGCCCAUACGCUCUUAGAACAAGACUUCGCGGGGCUUUAGGCCGUAGAGCCCAAGUAGAGGCCGACCGGGUGGCGUAAAAAACGAACGAAAGACAAUACAGAGAACAAAAGAAAAGAAAGGAAGAGAAAAGACGCUCCAGAGAGGAGCGCAAAAAAAGAAGAAGAGAAGAGGCUAUCUCCUUUUUGUUUUGUUGUUGUUUUGAAAUCGACCAGCUGUCAGACUGACUAGUAGCCUCUUCGACAGUUGUUAUUUUUUUUUCUCUAGAAGCUUCCCAGCUGGUCGUGGUUGUGUGUGUGUUUAGUGCAGGAUGUGCAGAGCUGAACUGUAUGGUCAGGGAUCAGAGGGAGGGGGUGAAAAGAGAGAAGGACUCCUUCCUCCUCCUCCUCCUCCUCCUCCUCUUCCUCCUCCUCCUCCUCCUGCUCGAGGGUUGUGGGAUGAGACACAAUCGCGCCCUGUGCCUUUGAGCUGUCCUCGCACACCAUGUUGCCUUUCCACAGAGCUCACACACACACACACACACACGUGCGCAUCACUGUCCCAUCAAUCUCUCUCUCUCUUUCUCUCUCUCUAUCUCUCUCUCAGGUGUUCUGCUCACUUGCCAAACUAUUAAGACGAGAGGUGACACGCUCACCCUUUCUUUCUCUCUUUCUCUCUCUCUCUCUCUCUCUCUCUCUCUCUCUGUCUCGAUCUUAACUGCGCUGUCAGUCAACACAAAAGACAGGAUCGUGAGAGAAGUGUCAGGGAAAACCCUGCACAAAGAUGAUGCGAGAUAUAGAUAUAUAAAAAAACGAAUAAUCAAAACAAAAACAAAAAAAAUAACGAAUGACAUUCCUCUUUUAGUCCUAAUUCUUUCUCUUUACUCGACGAAAUGACUCCUACUGAUAGUCAUGGAUGACGUCGAGUCCACAGUGACCCGGAGAUGAGUUGAACUAGACUGUACCAUUAAAGCACAGUUGAAAUUAAAGCAAAGCGCAGAAUGCGGUCCUCGAUGAGUUCUACAUUAGUUUUUCACACUCAUUCGAUGACGCGCAAGACAAGUUGGAGUUUGGCUUUUUCAGCCUUAACUGUAAUAAGCACUUUUAUUUUGUUAUUGUAAGUUUGAGUGUGUGCGAAAUUAAUCACACCAUCAAAGCAUUGCAACUACGCGGGCAUGAUUUAGUAAAACAAAUUAGGUAGACUUUUGUCUUUUUUGUUCAUUCAUGAAAGUUUACAAGUUGUUUUUUUGUGUUUUUUUCUUUUUUUAUGGUGACCAUGUCUAUGUGCUUUUUUGAUGAACGAAAUGUUACUCAAGACAGUGCAGCUCUCUGUCGAGACGAUCGGAAGAUAAACACAUGCCUGCGUGGCCUUGGCACAAAUCCUUUUCCUCGAUUCAAGUUCUUUGUUGUCAAAGACUACAUGCUUAUCAGCCAGGUUUUUGUUCUCCGGGUUUUCUUGUCAGGCUAUUGCAACUCUCAGUCAAAAAAGGGAAUAAUUAUCGUCUCGAAAAGCAUUUAUUUUGUGGCUGAAGUAGCGUCCUUUUGCGUUUCUCCUCCCGCAGUCUGCACGCAUGCAUGGGUUGCCGACUUGCUCACAGGCAGUUUUGUUGUGACAGAUGCUUCGUUAGCCGUGUGGCUUAGCUUUUUAAGUUACCAUGUUGACUUGCACGCUCCUUAAAAGGUCGAGCAUGAAAAGCGUGAAUGCACUUCUGAAUGAUACAGCUUCAUACACACAGAUAUAUGGCUCCAUACCUGACGAUGACACAAGCUUCUGUUUAUCUUACCUCCCGAGUGUGAAUUAAGCUUAUUCUAAGUUUUAGAAACAAAAAAAGUGCAAUAUUAUUUUAGUAUAUAUAUUUCCACUAUUUGUACAGUUUCAUAUCUUUUUUUUUGUUGUUGUUUUGUUUUUCUGCUUAAUAUUAUUAUCAUAUUUUGUCUGUAUUAUGCCAGUUGAUGAAUGUUUUAUGUUAUAAUUUUGUUCUUGAUCUUCCUUGUGUUCAAAUAAAUAAGCCAUUUUUGAAA